GGCCGGCAGCGGGCUGCUCGUCCUCGGGAGAGGCUCUCCCCUGCUGCAGACCGCUGCGAAGAUAAACUGCCUCGGUUCUUACCUCCCUAGUGAGUAUCAGACAUGGAUGCUUUCCAAACAAUCCUAAAGUUCUUCAUCAACCGGAAAACCGCCAUAGGUUACAGUUUUAUGGCACUGCUGACAAUGGGAGGUGAACGCGUGUUUUCUCUUGUUGCUUUCAGAUGCCCAUGCAGCAGUGAAAACCUCAGGUACGGUUUGGUAUUUCUCUUCUCCCCAGCUCUUGUUUUGCUAGUUAUUGGAUACUUCUUGAACAGCAAGACCUGGAAACUCUUUACAGGCUGCUGGGUGAAUCCCAGGAAAAUAUUCCCCAGAGGGAAUGUCUGCCGUUUCUUUUACGUCUUUGGACAAAUCACUUUAAAUGCCCUGAUUGCCCCAGUGAUGUGGCUUUCUGUGGCUUUGCUCAACGGGACCUUUUAUGAAUGUGCCAUGAGUGGUUUGGACAAUCCUGACUACUUAAAUGCGGUUUGCAACAGAAAAUCUGACAAGUGCUUUGGAGAGCUACACAUGGUAGCCUGUGGCAAAAGCUCCAUGCCCUUUUCAGAGAGUGAUGAACUGAGACGAACACUUCAAGCACAAUCCCAGAUUUUAGGCUGGUGUGUGAUAGUUACUGCAGCCCUGCUCUCCCUGGUAACCACUUGCUGUGCCAGCUGCCAGUCAAAAGUCAGCCACCUCCAGCUGAUGUUCUGGAGAGUGUAUGAGGGGACGGAGAAGGAGCAACUGGAGCAGAUUUUCCAGCUUUAUGCCACCAAGCUGAGUGAGCGAAACCUCAAGUGCUUUUUUGAAAACAAGGAACCAGAACCAAUUUCCCUGCCAGCUUUUCAGGCAUGGGAAGAUGCUUCCCAGCUUUACUCUUUCAGCAGCAGCAAACAGCAUUAUAGCACAAUUCACGAGCUAGUUGAAGAAGGCCAGAAAGGAACCAGUGAGGAAAGGGAGACAAUGCUGGACUCUGUGGACAGAAGGGAAAUACCAUAAAUCGAAUAUGUUUUCAGCUUUUUUAUAUCUUGCUAAUAUAGCUGCUUUCAUCUCUAUUUUUUUUUUCACAAUGGUCUCCUUCGUCAUGUUCCCUUCCAGUUACACACUUGCUCCAAAAGGAUGGAAUGAAAUUAUUUUCCCACAUGAGUGAAAAGGCUGCCGUCCUCCAUGUCACCCAGGGUUCACUCUUCACUAAUGUCACUGGCUGACAUCAAGCACUGACAGCAAAAAAGAGAUGAAUAAUGACUACGAGAGGUUUUAACAAUAUCCUACGUAAAAGGUGCUGUUGUAUUCUUUAUGUAAAUCAAGAGACUACCAUUAAGUAACAUCAUCUAAAUUUUGUGAAUAUGAUAAUUGAAGAUGUGUGUGGCUUUCUGACAGCCCACAGAAAGUAAAGGUUUUCCUUUCAAGUAAUUUCCAGGCCAAUUGCAGGUACAGACUUGUUUUAAGGCCCCAAUGAUCCCUCAAGACCUCUCUCUUUGGAUAAUUUGCCAAACAUCUUCUCCAUAUUAUCUUCUCCAACUGAGAAUUUGUUUGUAUGGGUAUCAAGUUUUAGUUUUGAGUGGGCUUCAGGCAUUGGGUGCAGCCUGUAGUGCUAUGCAAUACUGUUUGUACUGGGCCUACAGUUAGUGUACAACAGAGGGCCUGGAAGGAGAUUUCACUUUUCAAGACAACAAAAUAUUUUUGCAGAAGACUGAUUUUUAUUUUUCUCAUUAUCUUAGAAAACUUAGUGUGGGAGCAAGAAGAACUGGCAGGUAAGGCAACUGCAUAAUUGGUGCCUCUGACAAAUGCGUUUCAUCCCAGAGCCCUACGCUUUACCUCACCCACUUGGAAUUCACCACGUGGCUCUCACACAGGGUGUCCAUCCAGAGUAUUCUCAAAUGCCAUAUAAAAGGACAACAAGGUUACUUUCCCUGGGGUGUCUGGGCAGGCUUUAACACAGCAUUUUACUGCCAGUCUCUCCGAGUCUGCAAAGCACCAAUUUUUGCUGUGAUUGAGUCAGGCUCUUAUCAACAAACCAGGGUACUCUGCCCAGCUCUUCUCGUACUCACUGUGCUUCUUUCAGCAGGUAAAAGUAUCUAUAGCCAUAUACAGACGAUUACUCUUUCUGAAAUAAAAUCCAAGAGCUAAUUCCAUUGUCUGCUUAGAUUUUUUUCUGUCCGUUUUGAAUAAAUGUUUUCUGUCUGUUUUGUGACCUUUCAGACAAUGUUUAAACUUCUUUUAUCCCAGGUGAUCCACUUGUCAACAGACUUAGAACAUGUAAUACGUUUAACGCUGGAGCUGAAAGCACAGAUGCAACACUGCCAAAAUGAAACAACAGCAGAUGUGUCUGACACUGUGCCUGACAUAUAUACAAUGGGUUCCUCUCCUGGUAUAGCAUCCACCUACUUCCAGGGUAUAUGACCCUUACCAUUUUUCUGGUUUUAUCUUUCUGUAUGAGAGCUGCCCCAGCAUCUUCUGUUCAGUCCCAUUUCACCUUGUCCCUACAUGCAAGAGGAGAGGAAACAGAUCCUGCUGUCUGGGCCAACCUGUCUUUCCCAAAACUGUCUUUCCACCUCCUUCCUUGGUGGUACCACAGAAGACCAAAGAAAGUGGGGAUGCAAAGGGGAAGACACUACGUAGGUUAAUAAGUUGAUCAAGGACUAUGGGAAAUGUGUGGAUUGAUGUACAGAUAAGGCCUCCAGUGUGAUAUAUCUGGGACACAGAGCCAAAAGCAUAGCUGGUAGAGGGAAGGGUGGAAGGACAGAAUGAUCCCGCUUAAGGCCUUUGGCAUCCUCUUUUCCUUUGGAUGAAAGCUCAAAGCUCAAAGCUCUGCACUUGAGUAGUCAGGGCCACAUGAAACAGCAGCACUUCCCAGCCCAAUCUUCCAUUAUGGAGGGAAAAAACCAAGGUGCAUUCUCCCUUCCUCAUCCUUACCCUGCUUCAUGUUUGCAGGUAACUCCUGUUGAGAGUGUCUCCACAUCCAAGAGAGCUGUUGGAUUCAUGGAUUUGUGCUGCAAUGCGUGCCUGAUAGAAGCGCAUCUCUCACUGUUCCUCAUUCCUAGGGCUGUGUGACCGUUUUAUCUUACAAAAAUGCCUGUGACCUAAUGCAAUUUCCAUGUGGAUGCUGGAAUACUUCCAUAUAACCAGACAAAAAUAAAAGCCAGUCUGACCCUAUGUUUUCAACUGGAAUCUGGCUUUGGCAAAUUUAACUGUGUCCUUCAAGCUGCUAUCACAAAAGCUGUUUUCUAUCAACACUGUCCCUAAAUUCAGCAGCUACCAUGGUAGCCCAGGAUGAGACAAAGACUAUCAUUAGCAC
Empidonax traillii (willow flycatcher) is the source of this 3331-nucleotide messenger RNA. It is a transcript of the gene CALHM5, whose product is annotated as calcium homeostasis modulator family member 5. Lineage: Eukaryota; Metazoa; Chordata; Aves; Passeriformes; Tyrannidae. Bases 103 to 1032 code for a protein of 309 amino acids. The transcript is spliced from 2 exons. Gene Ontology annotation, molecular function: monoatomic cation channel activity. The record is from RefSeq and is a predicted model, not a curated record.